GGAGGGAGGGAGCUUCAUCAGCAGGCGAUGGCGGCACGGCCGUGACAUCACCCCGCGGCUUAUAUAGUUGGGGAAGGGUCCGGGUCCCCCGUCUGGUGCCGGCGGUCGCUCGCUAGCACGCGUGCUGAGGGCGCGGAGCGGCGCGGAGCGGUGCGGAGCGACGGGACUGUCUCUGUCUGUCUGUCUCUCUCUCUCUCCGUCUCUCCCCAGGAUUUAUGGACUUUACUUUCUAAGAGAUCAGCGCGGCGAAAGGAUGAGAGCCCAGCUGGUGUGCGUGGUGCUGCUGGCCUUGGCCUCCUGCAGCCUCUGCUCAGAUUCAGAAGAGGAAAUGAAAGCGUUAGAAGCAGAUUUAUUGACCAAUAUGUACACAUCAAAGAUUAACAGAGCAAAACUUCCUUACUGGAAAAUGACCCUGCUAAAUGUCUGCAAUCUUGUCAACAACAUAAACAACCAAGUGGGGGAAACGGUAGAGGUAGACGAAGAGGAUCUCAUUUCAGGAAGACAGUUUCCUGCUGCUCUGGAUGGCUUCAGCUUGGAAGCAAUGCUGACAGUAUAUCAACUCCAAAAAGUUUGCCACAGUAGAGCCUUUCAGCACUGGGAGUUACUUCAGCAAGAUGCUUUUGAUCUAGAUAACUCAAGCCAAGACAAGGAAAUAAUGAAAAGAAAAAAUCCCUAUAUUCUGAAACGGCAGCUACAUGUGAACAAAGCUAGAAGACCAUACAUACUCAAGAGAAGUUCAUAUUACUGAUGCAGCAGAAGAAAACAAUGUAUAUUUAGUUUAUAGGUAACUGUGCGUUAUAGUUCUCAUAUUUAAAUAUAAAAUCAUACUUGUGUGAAAAUAUAUUAUGGAAAAUCAUCAAAAUGAUAACAUAACUGUGUCUUUUUUGCAAUUGCUGUUUCUUGAUUGUGAUUUUUUCCUACUUGAGAUUAAUUGGACCAAUACAUUUGCAAAUAAAUCUAGUUUCUAAGCAUGAUGUAUUGUACAAAACUGAGACUUCAACAUAUUUCCAACAAUAUUGUAGUCUUUUACUACUUUAUAAAGCACACUGACAUAAACCAAGUAAAUUGUUGUCCACAAACCAUACUGAGAAUCUUAACAUUUCUUUAUGCAACAUCUCAAACAUAUACAUGCUUGCAAAUUUUUGUAUAAUACACUAGUCAGAAAUGCCACAAUAGCCAGAAAUGCCACAAUAUUUUAUAUUUUAGCCAAUUUAAUUUAUUAGGGAUUAUAUCAAAGGAAGGUAUGAAAUACUAUCAGCUAACUAGUAAAUAGCAAUUUCAAAACUCAUAUUUUAAAUGGCUUGCUUGUAAAUGAAUUUUAAGAUCUUUACUCCUAACUUACCACUGAAGAGUCAUAAUUUAAGAAAACAAUACAUAAAUGAGACUUUAACAAAGUAUGCUACGGAUAAAAAACCCAGAUGUACUUCAAAGUCUUGUGUAUCACCAACUAAAUAAGGAAAACAGUUUAUUAAAUCAGUAAAAGAAUUUGCAGUGUUUAACUAAUCUAUGAAUGUUUAGGGGAAAAAAAAAGACAAAAAAUAGAAGCUGAUUCAUGCUCCUGUACUGUAACUGUUAAAGUCAAAAUACUAAUCUGGUAACAUGAGAAACUUGGGAGAAAUAUUUGCAAGAGGAAUUAAAAUUAGAACACCUUAAACUUACAAGUAAAAGGCAUUUGCUUCCUCUCCCUCUACAAAUUUGUAAUAACAACAGGCAGUUUCAGGAAUUAAAGACAGCCUUGGAAGCUGACAGAGAGGGAACCUCCCAGCAUGGGAAAAAUGUUUUCACGCCACUAGGAAUCAAAUGCACCUGAAAUUUACAGAUUUUCCAGCUCUGUGUCUGUGAUGUGUACAUGACAGUUGGGAUCUCAAAGAUCUUGGAUCCCACCUUGGAGGAAAACAAUCUGAAAGAACUGGGGGUUACAACAACAGUCAAAGUAGAGGAAUAAUCCAAGAUCAAUGAAGUCUGGAUGCUCAACCAGGAGGCAAGGAAUGGGACAGAUGUUGUUUUUGAAAACAUAUCUGUUUUCUGUUUGAGAUAGUUCCUCAAAAUAAUGCUGUUCCAACAAAUUGCCAGAAAAAAAAACACUCAGAGAAUUUUCCUAUCUUCUCACAGGUCAGGUUUUCUGUCAAUUAUUAUUAAACGUACACAGGGAUAGGCAUAGAAAAACAUACCCCUACCAAUGGCUACAGCAGCUUUGCUACAUGGGGAAGAAUGGUUUUUUUCCAGUAAAAUGUCUUUUUUUUUAACUAUAUCAAAGCUAAUUAUAUUUCAUUUUAUUAAUCAGUUUAUUUAUUUAAUAGCCACUAAGUGCAUGCAUUCACAAGAUACAACUAAGCAUACACUAAUUACUGUAAUAAUUGUUAUGUCUUGAAUACAGCAAAGCACUUAAGCACAUUUGAUCUCAAUGCUUUAAAUGCUUAAUGCACUUAAGGGCUUUGCUUAAAUAAGGUUCUAGUAGAUUCAUACCCUUUAUUUUUUUAUGAAACUGUUGUAGAAUUAGACUGGAGACACAGUAUGCUCUCAAGUGACUAAGAAACAUCCCUUUUUCCAACAAACCUACAAGGUCCCUAGUCCCAUUAUGGACACUUUAAAUUCUAAAUUACCUGUUGGUCUGAAAUAACAAACCAGAACAGAAGUUUGUUCCAAAAUUCACUGCUAGCAAUAUAUGAGGAAAAAAGAAAAGAAACUUCACAUCACUAUUUCAUGGGGAACACAGAAGAAUAAGUAAAAAAGAAAUAGGUUGCCAUGAUAUUUUUUUUUUUCUCAUGUUCAGUUUAAGAGUAAAAGUGUUAAAAAAAAAGAGUUGGAUAAAUUACUGUGGUUGUCAUCUGAUAGAAAAUGUUAAAAUUUUUGAAAACAAAAGCACCCUUCCAUGUUUAUUUUGGAGGUGAUUUAGAUAUUCAGGGUGAUGGUGGAGGACCUCAAAUGAUGAUGACUAACUGUUCCACCCUCAUCUAGUGCUCCACACUCAAGUGGGAUUUACCCUGUGACUGUGCACUUGUUCCCUGCAGUGCAGAGAUAACAGAUUAGCCCGACUGACUGGCUGAAAAUGGCUUAAAAUAAUCCAUUUCCUUUCAGCAUGCUGUGAAUCUGCACAUGGUCAGCUACUCUGUGUCACUGAAGGGGGCAGAGCUUAAAGUAUGGCAGGAGGUAGCUUGUUCAGUUGUUCCCUAGCCUCUGAUGAAGCCGUCAGAGAGAUGUCAUCCAGAGUGAGAGACAGUCUUAACUAGAUGAGGAAACAAUAUUCAUAAUUGCAACAUGGUCAGUAAAGCUACAAAAGCCAAUGCUGGCAUUUCAGUUUACUGGUCAUUGCUGAAAAGCAAGCAUAGCAGCAUUAAAAAGUUAGAAAACACACUUAAACCAUAUGAUUAAGCCAGGCGUACAGAGCUGUUAAGGGAUAUUUUGAUGGCUGGAGGAACUUUUUUUCUUGAAAUCUCCUCUCACUUCUAGCUGUUGCUACCUCCUGAUGACCUCACUGCUGUGGAAUUGCAGCCUUUCUUUAGCCCUCCUUUACGUAUGAUGGCAGCAAGAAAAUAUAAGCAGGUUUAUGCAUAUUUGUGUCUAUUUCACACAUUCUUGAAGUGGGAUCCUCAGGGUAUGUGCAUUGCCUUGCAGCAGCCAGGGAUGCUGAAUGAAGUUCAAGCUGGAGGAGAUCCUCACAACAUGUAGAUUUAGUAAAUUCAGACAGCUUUUCUCCUUUCCUCUCCUUUCCUCUCCUUUCCUCUCCUUUCCUCUCCUUUCCUUUGUUUCCAUAAUUGCCUUAAAUUUAAAAAUGUUGUUUUGAAGACCAUUAACUCAGAUUGCUACCUUCGCUUAAAGAACUGCCUCUUGAUACAAACAAUUUUGUUUUAUAGAGGCAAUUACUGAGAUAUUUUCUGUCUUUCUCUGUUUCUGCAAAGGACCAAGUUUUUCCUACAUAUGCUGAUGUUUUUAUGAAGUUCAUGAAUAAUUAUACCAAUUAUUCAGAAACUUUAUACUUAAGUAUUUCCUAAAAUAUUGGAUAUUGUCAUACAAAGCAAUUUCAGAAAUCUCUCAGUUAUUUGUAAUGUAGAAUUAAAUGUAACUGAGAUUUAAUUUGAUUUUAUAUAUUUUAAUAGUUAUCAUCCAUAAUCUUACAAAUGCCCUAUACAAGAAAAAUAAAACAUAGAGAAAUCAAUAAUUUUUAUCAUCUCUGAGGCAUAUCUUUGUUAAUUUUUCUUUAAAGGAAAUGUUAAAAAAUAAUGGUUACUGUUGUCAAGGUUAAAUGUGGUGAUAAAUUAAGUUGUCAGCUUUCUUGAGUCUUGCCUGCAGUAUAUUAUAAAAUUUGCUGUUUUCGUUCUUUUCUAUGAUAAGUCUAAACUUUGUUCUAUGUUUUAGGUAAGAGAUUAAUGGUUGUGAUUUGAACAGAGUGGAUGAAAUCUGGAGUUUGCAGAUUAAAAGAGAUUUAAUUUUGCAAUUCAUGAUUGUGGCUGUGCCUCAUACCCUAUUCUUGACUAACACACAAUGGAGACAUGAUAAUUUGUUCUUGAUCUUUAUUCUUUUUCCCCAAGAUUUGUUACCAGUUUGCAUUAUGUGGUGUCAAAUUAAGGAUGUAAGCCACGACUAUAAGACUUGAGUGUAGGAGGGCAGAAAGAGGAGCAGGUUCUUCUGAAAUUCCUUAAGGAUCCAGGCUGAUCAUUGGUGUCUCCACAUUCAAAAUAUUGGAUUGACUGAAGGCAACCAUAAAGCAAGGGUUGCAGAGAACCUGCAAAAUAAAGUGACUUCUGUGACAUAGCAAUAGAGUCAGAACUUGUACCUUGCUGUCCAGGUUAACCUUCACAAAGAGCCUGGGGAAUGAGAUUUUCAUUGCUACCAAAUUCAAGUACUCAAAAGUAAUGAAUGAGGCUGCAAAAACCUGCAAAAAGAUAAAUAGAUAGAUGACUAACUAACUAGCACUGACAUCUAAAUAAAGUAAUAAAUAGAUGUCAACUGAUUUUUAUUUCCUGGACUGCCAGGAAGUAUCUGAAUCACAUUUUUAAGCUUUGUCAACAAGAGAAGCUAAAACAUAGUUGUUUGUUUUUAUUCCUUGCUACUGAAAAUUGACAUGCUCAUCCAAUCUUUUGAAUGCAGCAGGUGUCACAUUAAGACAAAAAAGCACAAUGUUGAUUAUUAGAUUUCAAAACCUGGCAGAUCCAGGAUACUUGGAUGGAUCUGACACAUCCAAUAAUCAGACAGUAGGCUAAAAAGAGCUUUGUGGUACCUUAUCAUCCGGCAGACUUUGGCUUGCUGAAUGAUUCCUCUGAGGUAGCAAUAUGGGGAAAUGGCAUGGGAGCCACACAGGAACUUUUUGAGGGUGUCAGCUAUUAGGAAACAUAAAGCCUUCAGGAGCUGUUAGUUGCCCAACUAAGACUUGCUUUUCCCAACUAGAUGAGAGCAUACAGCUGUUGUCUCGGGAGACUCCUCACAUCCCCUCCCACAGAAGGAAAAGAUGGGACUAUACAUAACUGAACAUGAAUUACUAAGGAAUAGCAUUUGUCUGUUCAAGCUCCCAGUGGGUCAAGUACCAGUCUGUUUUGUCCUAAAGGUUACUGUGCGGUAUUAGUCUGGAACCAUUUUCUACUUUACUCUUGAAGUUCAGUUUAGGAAUCUUUGCAGGAUGUGUUUCUCUUAUGUCUACAUAAGGGGCUUCUCAGAGAGUCUACACAUUGCUUUCAUAAAUGACUGCCAGCAGCCUGAGGACCUCUGUCCAGAUGUAGUGUCUAAGCUGCUUAACAAAGUGUUAACAGUAGGUGAAUUAAAAACUUCUGGGUUUGUAUGUCAGUGAAUCUGAUCUUGAGAAUAGACUGGAAACAUCCUAAAAGACAAUCUUGACAUCAUUAGUGCAGAUUUUUCUGUUUCAUUAUUUAAAAAUCCAAGCUGCAAAACAUAUUUUUAUAAUAUUUUUAUAAUAUUUUAGAAUUUUUUUUUCCUUCUGUAAAUAUUUAACUCAAGGUCUAAAACAAAUAUGUACACACACACAAAAAAGAAACAAAAAAGGAAAAAAAAGAACUAGUAUGUGUUAUGUUGUCCAUCAUUUUCUUAAAGGAAGUUGUCACAGAGCAAUGACUUGGGAAUCAUUUUGUCUGGAAUGAAUCAUGUGGUUCCUCCAAAUUUUUUUUCCAAAACCAUAUUGUUAGUAUGUAUUUAAAGACAACACUUCCUAGAAUUUAAUAUUGUAAAGCCUUUUAUUAGGAUGCAAAAAACAAUUUAGUUAGUUCAGUGAAUAAUCCCUGUGGUUAAAGAAAAAUCUUCGUCCUAAAAAAUAAAAGGGUUUCCUAUUUUAUAGCAGGUAUAGAGAAGGUCUUAGAAAUAGUUUACUUAACAGUUCUUGCAUGAGUGAAAUCUGUUGGUUAUUUUUGUGUACUACCAAAUCCUUAGGGUAGUUGUGUAACCCAUAUACUGCAGUUGUUGUUGUAUUUUGGUAUUUUAUUUAAUGACCUUUUAAAUAAAGAGCUGUUUGGAACAGA
Molecule: messenger RNA, 6464 nt
Organism: Calidris pugnax (ruff)
Lineage: Eukaryota; Metazoa; Chordata; Aves; Charadriiformes; Scolopacidae
Gene: NTS
Product: neurotensin
Exons: 4
Coding region: 254-748 (164 amino acids)
Cellular component (GO): axon terminus; extracellular region
Molecular function (GO): neuropeptide hormone activity
Source: RefSeq, a predicted model, not a curated record